Messenger RNA from Protopterus annectens (West African lungfish), 3447 nucleotides. RefSeq names its product holocarboxylase synthetase (gene HLCS). The record is from RefSeq and is a predicted model, not a curated record. Gene Ontology annotation, biological process: protein modification process. Lineage: Eukaryota; Metazoa; Chordata; Ceratodontiformes; Protopteridae. The transcript is spliced from 10 exons. Gene Ontology annotation, molecular function: biotin--[biotin carboxyl-carrier protein] ligase activity. Gene Ontology annotation, cellular component: cytoplasm. The coding region runs from base 48 to 2480 and encodes 810 amino acids.
GAGAUAGAAACGGGAAUUUAAUAAAUGCAUAACCCUUUCUUACGUUUAUGUCUGUGAGGCUGCAGCGGUGCUCUGUAAUAGUAAUACAAAAUACCUUCCGCAAAUGUGAUAGAUUAAAUAUCGGUUUCGUAUUUGCUACCAACACCGUGUCCUUGGAGCAGGAGAAGGCGGGCAGAAAGCCAGAGUUGGAGGGCAGCAGUAUCUGUCUGCGGCUGGGCAACAAGCUGUUUCUGUCGGUGAAAUAUCCAGACUGCUACUCACCUGUGGCAUUUAAUUCCGGGAAUCCUUCUAAACUAGUUUCCAAGGCUAGCAUAGAAAACUUCAGUCGGCUGGGAAUAGCUUUUGUGGAAGGCAGACUACAAAUGGAUGACAGAAUGAUUGCAGAGGAAGUAGCAUCUGUGCAGCUUGAAGACUCUAGGAGUAGACAACUACAGGAUGUAAAUCCAGCACUGAAAACAAAAUCAGAGGAGACACCGAUUAUGACAUCUGGUGAUAUGGUAACAGAACAGAGGAAAGGUGCAGGAGGUGAUGAAAUGAAGGCCCCUGCAGAAGUAGAUGUUACUGAUAGUAGACAGUGUGAAAGAGGAGAAACACCAGUAGAGCAUCAUCAUUUGCAUCUGUCUAGCUGCAAUGAAUGUUUGGAGUUGGAAAAUUACACCAUUGAGUCUGUCAAGUCUGCAUCUACAGAGAACAUUCCUGACCUACCUGAUGCUUAUUCUAGCAGUGUGGACAGCCCUGCUAGUGACCAAGUUUCGACCCAAGUGAAAAAGAUAAAUGUAGUGGGGAAGCCACCUAACAUAUUAGUAUACACAGGCUCUGAUCCAGAUAGCACUAAAUUCAAGCAGAUCCAGUCAGUAUUGAAGGACUGUAUAGACAAAGACCGUUACAUCAUCUAUCCUCUUCAGGAGAAGCAAGCCUUAAAAGAUCCAUGGCUUGACAACUUAGUCUUGUUGGUCAUUGCUUCUGAAGAGCCCAUUUCUGAAGAGGUUCAAAAAAAGUUUUUGACUUACCUUUCAAAAGGUGGAAAAAUCCUGGGACUGUCUAGUUUAUUUAGGUUUGGCAGUAUCAUAGUUACUGCAAAGGAUGAACUGAAACAUAAGAACAAGAUCAUCCAUUUCACUAAAACAGACAAUACCGACAUUGAGUUAAAUGUAUUAACAAGUGGUAAGGUUUUUGAGAGAGACAAUGAGAACAAUUUCAGUAACAUACAAGUCUUGGGUUAUUUAGAUCCACCUGAAAAAGACCUAGUGAUUGUUCGUUUACCUCAUGGGGACUGUGGUGGAGAAGCUCUUCUAAUUCAGGUUCAUCUUGAGGCAUCUGCUGACUCUCAUAUGGUGCAAGACGAAGCAGAUUUCAGUUCUCUGAAAAUGAGUAAUUCAAAGAGGUGUGAAGUCCUGUCAGAGAUUCUCACAAGCUUGUGCCUUAGCUGUGAGCCAAGUGAAGUGCCUUCACUGACUCCUAUCUAUCUGCUGAUGGCCAAAGAGACAAAUCGUUUUUCUUUCCUGGAAUGGCUGAGAUCUUUGGCAGAUGCAGACGGAAUAAUUAAAUCCCCCAAGGUCUCCCUUAAACUUCUUACAACACCUUUGCCAGGAGUAGAGGUAACACCCACUCUGAUCCCUGUGGUGACCACAUUUCCAGAGUUUUCAUCUGAGUAUUUCAGUUUACACACUUACCAGCAGAAUCUGCGGACAGAGAAACUAGGGCAGAUAGUGUUCUUCGUGGAAGUCACUCCUACCACAAUGAGCCUUUUUGAUGGGUUAAUGACUAACUCACCACAAGGAAACGGAUUAAUAGCUAUUGCAGCACGACAAACCCAAGGAAGAGGUCGUGGAGGUAAUGCCUGGCUUAGUCCUGUAGGAUGUGCUAUGUUCACGUUACUCCUAAGUAUUAAAAUGGAUUCAAAACUGGGACAAAGAAUUACAUUUUUGCAGCACUUGGUGGCUUUGUCAGUUGUAGAGGCAGUAAGAACACUUCCUGGAUAUGAGGCUAUUGAUCUGAGAGUAAAGUGGCCAAAUGAUAUAUACUAUAGUGAUAUCAUGAAACUAGGCGGUGUCCUGGUAACAUCUACUCUCAUGGACAAAACAUUUCAUGUACUUGCUGGUUGUGGGUUUAAUGUGGCCAACAGCAAUCCUACUAUUUGCAUCAAUGACGUAAUCAUGCAGUAUAACAAGUACAACAGAACGCAUCUGAAACCACUGAGCACAGACCAACUGAUUGCCAGGACAGUGACAGUCUUAGAGGAACUUAUGAAUACAUUUCAGGACAAAGGAGCAAAUGGCGUUCUCCCUGUUUACUACAAGCGAUGGGUGCACAGUGGCAAGCAGGUACGUUUAUGGAAUGAAGAAGGACCUUUUGCAUCUAUUACUGGUUUGGAUGAUUCUGGAUUCCUUCAAGUUCGCACUGAAAGUGGGAAUAUUGUUACUGUGCAGCCAGAUGGUAACUCUUUUGACAUGCUGAAAAACCUCAUCGUAACAAAAUAGUGACACACUGCUUUACAAAGACCGUCUGGACACACAUUGCCACCCUUAGCUGACAUCUGUGGCUUGGAUGGACCCUGAUCUGAAUUUAUUUCAGUAGUCUAUCCAGCUAACUUGCUUCCACUGUUUUGCAUCCUGAAUGUUAUAAUUUUUUGUAAGCAAUAUUUUCUAGAACAAUAAUUGUGCAAAAUAUGCAAGUGUUAUGCACCACAAAUAAAACUGUAAUUAAUUUUAAAGAGAACAUGUGUAAAUUCCACAGAAAGCUAUCUUACCCUAAUGAAACUGUCUUAUGGGAUAGUGUUUGUACAGCACAGGGUAGCUAUGUACUGUAAUAAUUUGCCUCUGUGCACCCCCUCCCUAUGCUUUGACAUUAUAUGGACAACACUGCACUGAAGUUUGAAAGUGCCUUUUCAGAUUCUUGUUGAUAAAAUCGUUUCUUGCACAGUGAUGUUCAUUGAAAGUCAAAGUCAGCAGUGAAUUAAAAGUACUUUGCUAAAACAAUUUCUAGCACUUCUAAACAAAAGAACUAUAUCACUUGUAAGAAAUGUGCUACAUAUCCAAAGGCAAGGCUUUUCUGUCUCAUGUAUUAACUAUUUUUUCUAUCUCCCACAGUCACAACUCAUGAAGCAAGCUAUCUGGUUUGUAUUUCUCAUAAUGUAACGGCAGAAGUAAAUCCAUUUUGACCUCGAAGAGGCAUGGUUUAACAGGAAUCAGCAUGUUCCAUUCCUCUUUUCAGAUAAAAUGAAACUGGUUUGCACUUAGAAUUUAGUUUGACCUAUGGGUGUUGGUGUGCUUCUGUAUAAUAUCCUUUCACAAAAAUGCCUGUAAGGAAGGUUGCUAACCACAAUGAUCCAUCAAGUAUCUGAAAACCAUAAUAACGGCUAGCUUGCUUUCUUGUCUGUUUUUGCUUUAGAUAUUUCUUUUGGGGUUUCUUAAUAAAAAACAUGCACUUGAUGAAGCUGUGACAUCA